UCAAUAGUAUAAAGUUGAGAUGUUUGAGCCAUAUUCAGCGCAAGAGGACAACAUAAUAACACAACGACGCAGAUAGAAAUGGAAUGUAUAGGCCUGACACUAGGCUACUCUUCCGGUCUACAAUACAGACCUAUCUGUUCUACCGAUCGCUUUUCUAGAUUCUGCACAGUUGCGCCCUCUCUGAAUGACCCACGCGGCUGUACGCAGACACACGACACAGCUUCUGGAAUCAUGGCGGACGGUCACAGCAACAACAAUCAUGUCCCUGUUUUGCUUUCAUUUUCGGCGUUUUCCCGGCCGUCCUCUGUGCCUGUUGGUUCUGGAUAUGAAGUGCUCAUUCAAAAGUUUUUGUCAAUCUACGGACGCCAGAUUGACCUCCAUCGUAAAUUCAUGAUUCAAUUGUAUUCGGACGAGUGGGCACAGUACAUUGAUUUGCCGAAAGGAUUCAUCAUAUCUGAGAAAUGCAAGCUACGAUUUGUACCUUUGGAAACGGAUGUGACAGUACUGGGGAACCUGAUCCCUGCCACCACAGUUUUCUUCUGCUGUGACAUGCAGGAAAGAUUCCGCCCAGCUAUCAAGUACUUCGGUGACAUCAUCAGUGUGGGACAGAGACUGCUUCAGGGGGCUCGUAUCCUGGGGAUCCCCGUCAUCGUGUCGGAGCAGUACCCCAAAGGCCUGGGUAGCACUGUGCAGGAGAUGGACCUUACUGGAGCCAGGCUGGUGUUCCCUAAGACCAAGUUCUCCAUGGUGCUGCCUGAGGCUGAGGCAGCCCUGGCCGACCUGCCGGGGGUCCGCAGCGUGGUGCUGUUCGGGGUGGAGACCCAUGUGUGCAUCCAGCAGACAGCCCUAGACCUGCUAGCGAGGGGUUUCGAGGUGCACAUGGUGGCAGACUCCACCUCAUCCCGUAGCAUGAUGGACAGAAUGUUUGCACUGGAGCGAAUGGCUCGCACCGGGAUCAUUGUCACCACCAGUGAGUCUGUCCUCCUCCAGCUGGUAGGCGACAAGGAGCACCCGAAAUUCAAGGAGAUCCAGAAUAUCAUCAAGGCCAGCGCCCCCGAGUCUGGCUUGCUUUCUAAGGUCUAGACUAGGCUGCACAUGGUCAAAAAGGAAAAGGUAGAAUGUGUCCUUAUCCACUUAUCCCAGAUACAGCUCGUGGCGGCUGGGUGGCCUAGUGGUAGGCCGUCAUUGAAAAUAAGAAUUUGUUCUUAACUGACUUGCCUAGGAAAAUAAAGGUAAAAUAAAUAAAAAUAAAAGAUAUGGGUUUAUAUUCUUGUCGUGGCUAAGGAUAGAACGUUUAGGUGUAGAGUAGCCUGAUCCUAGAUCUGUGGUUAAAUUAGUAUGUCAUGGUUAUGGUUAGGAUUGAAGGGUAGGGAUAUCUGUGGUUAGGGACAACUUCUACCAUCAAGCAGUGGCAGAGAACCAAGAGGAAUCGAGAGGUUUAAAGUGGCAAUCUGCAGUUGCUUAAUAUAUUUUUGGAGUUAUAAUUGAAUUAUAUGUACCCAUUGAUUCUUGAAGAAUAUAACUUGGAAAUGCCUCAAAUGCCCCUUAGUUCAUGAGAACCCAAAAUAUAACUGUAUUUUAUUCCAAUGUUUGUAAACAACAAUAUAUAUAUUGCAUCCAUAGCUCUGUCUAUGGAUUUGAGUGCUUACAUUUCACCAGCCCCUCCCUGAUCUUUUUUUCUGCUGAUUUGAUGCUUUAAGGUGAAUUGGGGGAUGGACCAGUUUUCCGUCCUGGUCUGGGAAGGGGAUGGACCAGUUUUCUGGUCUGGGAAGGGGAUGGACCAGUUUUCUGGUCUGGGAAGGGGAUGGACCAGUUUUCUGGUCUGGGAAGGGGAUGGACCAGUUUUCUGGUCUGGGAAGGGGAUGGACCAGUUUUCUGGUCUGGUCUGGGAAGGGGAUGGACCAGUUUUCUGGUCUGGUCUGGGAAGGGGAUGGACCAGUUUUCUGGUCUGGUCUGGGAAGGGGAUGGACCAGUUUUCUGGUCUGGGAAGGGGAUGGACCAGUUUUCUGGUCUGGGAAGGGGAUGGACCAGUUUUCUGGUCUGGUCUGGGAAGGGGAUGGACCAGUUUUCUGGUCUGGUCUGGGAAGGGGAUGGACCAGUUUUCUGGUCUGGUCUGGGAAGGGGAUGGACCAGUUUUCUGGUCUGGGAAGGGGAUGGACCAGUUUUCUGGUCUGGUCUGGGAAGGGGAUGGACCAGUUUUCUGGUCUGGGAAGGGGAUGGACCAGUUUUCUGGUCUGGGAAGGGGAUGGACCAGUUUUCCGUCCUGGUCUGGGAAGGGGAUGGACCAGUUUUCCGUCCUGGUCUGGGAAGGGGAUGGACCAGUUUUCCGUCCUGGUCUGGGAAGGGGGAAGGGGAUGGACCAGUUUUCCGUCCUGGUCUGGGAAGGGGAUGGACCAGUUUUCUGGUCUGGGAAGGGGAUGGACCAGUUUUCUGGUCUGGGAAGGGGAUGGACCAGUUUUCCGUCCUGGUCUGGGAAGGGGAUGGACCAGUUUUCCGUCCUGGUCUGGGAAGGGGAUGGACCAGUUUUCCGUCCUGGUCUGGGAAGGGGAUGGACCAGUUUUCCGUCCUGGUCUGGGAAGGGGAUGGACCAGUUUUCCGUCCUGGUCUGGGAAGGGGAUGGACCAGUUUUCCGUCCUGGUCUGGGAAGGGGAUGGACCAGUUUUCCGUCCUGGUCUGGGAAGGGGAUGGACCAGUUUUCCGUCCUGGUCUGGGAAGGGGAUGGGCCAGUUUUCCGUCCUGGUCUGGGAAGGGGAUGGACCAGUUUUCCGUCCUGGUCUGGGAAGGGGAUGGACCAGUUUUCCGUCCUGGUCUGGGAAGGGGAUGGGCCAGUUUUCCGUCCUGGUCUGGGAAGGGGAUGGACCAGUUUUCUUUCGGUCCUGGUCUGGGAAACUCAUUGUGUAUGCAGCAUUUCACUCCAGCUGGAUUAAAUAUUGUGAAAAUCCAACCUUGUUGUCGGGAAGGAUUUGUCUGGAACUGGAAGUGCUCAUUGAGGUGAUGUCGUAGGACCACUACAUUUCCACUGACCAGUUUCAUGUGGGUUUGAUAAACACCGGGUCUCAGACUAGGUUUGGGAAACCUUGGCUGGGCUUAUUUGUGUACCAAUGAUAUUUAUGCACUGAGCGUUCCAGCCUGCCCGAGCACAUGGGUGAUUAAGUGCUUGCUUCAUGUGACUUGGUAUAUUGUAUGUGAGUCAGGGUAUGAUCUAGAAAAAUGAUAUAUUGAUAUAUGAUAUAUUUCCUAAUGUAUGUUUCCCUUUUUUGUCAACAGCUCACAGUAUGACAGUAUUUCGGAAUUGAACUUCCUCGUCUAUUUUUAUUAUGUGUUCAGUGGCAUGCCUUCUUCUCUUAUCUGCCUGUAAUGAAAAAGGGGAAAUAAAUAUAAGAAAUUGUUGAGACA
Oncorhynchus keta (chum salmon) is the source of this 3396-nucleotide messenger RNA. RefSeq names its product isochorismatase domain containing 1 (gene isoc1). Bases 79 to 1083 code for a protein of 334 amino acids. Gene Ontology annotation, cellular component: cytoplasm. NCBI's taxonomy places the organism in Eukaryota, Metazoa, Chordata, Actinopteri, Salmoniformes, Salmonidae. The record is from RefSeq and is a predicted model, not a curated record. The transcript has 5 exons.